Harmonia axyridis is the source of this 1717-nucleotide messenger RNA. RefSeq lists its product as uncharacterized. The transcript is spliced from 2 exons. The coding region runs from base 301 to 1701 and encodes 466 amino acids. NCBI's taxonomy places the organism in Eukaryota, Metazoa, Arthropoda, Insecta, Coleoptera, Coccinellidae. The record is from RefSeq and is a predicted model, not a curated record.
UGAUACCUACGAAGUAGUUCUAUUAAAGUUGAAUGAAGUAUUUCGAUUGAUCCGUUUGAUUGACUAUUGUUCACAGUAAUGUAAUGGGGAUGAAUUUGAUGGAAUUUUAAAAAUUCUUGAACAACCGAAUUUUUCAAUUCGCUUUUAACCUAGAAGCUGAAACGAGACGUUUGUCAUUGAAGUUGUUCAAGUAAGUACAAUUCAGUACGCCGUACUAAUAUAUACUUCCAAAUUUCGAGGUAAGUGCUUCAAUCUAACAAGUUUCAAUUAAAUAAAUAAUGCAUAUAUUAUUUUAUCAGAAUGCCUAAAAUAAAGAAAUGUUGUGUACAAGGAUGUACCGAUAAGACAAGUACAAGACAUCGUUUCCCUAUGAGAGAUUUGGAUUUAUUCGAUAACUGGCUCCAAAUUAUCCAACCAAGAAAUUGGCAACAAUUGAGUAGGCAUCGAAUUUAUGAAGGUUAUUUUGUGUGCCAUUCACAUUUUGAUAAAAAAUAUCAUUUUCCAGGAAGCCAUCGUGGUCUCACUUGUAAUGCCAUACCUACAAUCGGUAUUCCAGAUAUUAAAGACAAAUGCAGUUUACCUUCUGAAGCAGCAGACACUGCCGAAUUAAUUUUAUUUCUGGAUAAAUUAUUCGAUUCUCUCAAUGUAUCGAAGAUUCGAAAUACACAGGGUAAGUUUUUGAAGGAACCAAUAACCACAAAAUCGGAACAUGAAAUGUUUUGGAAAAAAUCAAUAAAAAUUUUUGAAAACAUGUAUUUCUAUGAUGAAAAAAAACAAAAAAAUGUGGUGGUACCUACCAUAAAAAAUUUUAUUUUGACUUUAAAAGCUUUCGUUUACCUUAAGAGGAGGUUGUUAACUGAAAAAAAUUUCAAGUAUAUCUUGACUGGUGCUUUCAAUCAAGAUUGCCUUGAAAAUUUUUUCAGUUAUAUCCGAGGGCAUGGUGUAAGGAACACUAAUCCAAAUAUUGGCCAGUUUAUGUCCUCUUUCAAAUGCCUUACUUUGAAUAACUUCAUGUCCUCCCAUUCUGUAGGUUCCAACUGUGAAGAGGAUUUAACAUCACAUUGUUUGGAUAAUCUAAAAUCAUUUGUUUUAUCAAAAUUUCCUCUACCUCAAAAUGUUGUGCUUGAAAAUUUAAAUAUAGUUAUUCCGAAAUUAAUAGUCCUUGAACAAAAAUCAAAAUUUAGUAGAUGUACUUUAGUUUAUAUGUGUGGAUUCAUUUGUACAAUUUUAUUUGAAGAUAAAUUGAUCAAACAAUGUGAUAAGUGUAAAAAAAAUUUAACCUUUAACAGUGAAGAAUUGGGGGACAUGGAUUUUAUUCAGGUAAGGCAGUAUAAACACGGAAAGUUGACAAAACCUGGGCAAUGUGUAUCAUUUUUAUUUCGGCAUUCUCUAAAUUAUCUUUUCUAUAUUAUUCCGCGAAUUUGUGAAAAAAAAAACAUUUCCCUGUAUUUAAAAUCGUUUUUAAUGAAAUAUUUGGACUUCAAAAUUUUAAAUUGUAAUGAACAUAUGUUGGGGGAAAAAGUAUGUGAGACAAUAAUAAGGUGUUCCUUGCACUGGUGGUGCAAGCAGGUAAACGAAAUUAUGAGUGGUACCGACACAAAAUUUUCCAAGUUCCUUCUAACUUCCCCUAGUGAAGAAUUUAUUGAUCCUAUAAAAAUAGGGGCAAAAAGGAUCUUUGAUACAAAGAGAAAAAAGAAAUGAUUUAUUUAUUUAAUUU